AUAAUGGACCUGCAGAAUUAUUCCUUGGUGUCAGAAUUUGUGUUGCAUGGACUCUGCAAUUCACAACAUCUCCAAAAAUUUUUCUUUAUAUUCUUCUCUGGGAUCUAUGUGGCCACUGUUCUGGGUAACCUCAUUAUUGUGGUCACUAUAAUAUCUGACCCCUACCUGCACUCCUCCCCUAUGUACUUCCUCCUGGGGAAUCUCUCUUUCCUGGACAUAUAGCUUGCUUCAUUUGCCACUCCCAAGAUGAUCAGGGACUUCCUUAGUCAUCGAAAGCUCAUCUCCUUUGGAGGAUGUAUGGCUCAAAUCUUUUUCUUGCACUUUGUUGGUGGGGCUGAGAUGGUACUUCUUGUUACCAUGGCCUAUGACAGAUAUGUGGCCAUAUGCAAACCUUUGCAUUACAUGACGGUGAUGAGCUGGCAGACUUGCACGGGGCUGGUGUUGGUUUCAUGGGUCAUUGGAUUUGUGCCCUCCAUCAGUCAGGUAGCCUUUACUGUAAAUUUACCUUACUGUGGCCCCAAUGAGGGCAGCUUCUUCUGUGACCUACCUCUUGUGAUCAAGGUUGCCUGCAUGGACACCUACGUCUUGGGUAUACUUAUGAUCUCAGACAGUGGGUUGCUUUCCAUGAGCUGUUUUCUGCUCCUCCUGAUCUCCUACACUGUUAUUCUCAUCACUGUCCGACAGCAUGCUGCUGGUGGAGUAUCCAAAGCACUCUCAACUUGCUCUGCACACGUCAUGGUAGUCACACUCUUCUUUGGGCCCUGCCUUUUCAUUUACUUGUGGCCUUUUAGUUGGUUCUCUGUGGACAAGCUCCUCUCUGUGUUUUACACCAUUUUUACUCCACUCUUGAACCCCCUUAUCUACACACUGAGAAAUAAGGAGAUGAAAAUAUCUAUGAAGAAACUGAGAAACCGACAUGUGACUUUUCACUGA
Molecule: messenger RNA, 933 nt
Organism: Eubalaena glacialis (North Atlantic right whale)
Lineage: Eukaryota; Metazoa; Chordata; Mammalia; Artiodactyla; Balaenidae
Product: olfactory receptor 4K14-like
Biological process (GO): G protein-coupled receptor signaling pathway
Cellular component (GO): membrane
Molecular function (GO): G protein-coupled receptor activity; olfactory receptor activity
Source: RefSeq, a predicted model, not a curated record